Entamoeba dispar SAW760 is the source of this 312-nucleotide messenger RNA. RefSeq lists its product as uncharacterized. Lineage: Eukaryota; Evosea; Mastigamoebida; Endamoebidae. Bases 1 to 312 code for a protein of 103 amino acids. The transcript is spliced from 2 exons. The record is from RefSeq and is a predicted model, not a curated record.
AUGAAUGGAAUGAUGAUAGUUAUUUUACUGAUUGGAAUGAGUUAUGGACUUCCAAGAGUUGACGGUGAAUGUUGUUUCCAAAGUAGUGGUGAUAGAUGUGAAUGUAACAAAGCAUAUUCAUGUCAUAUUCCACCAUUAUAUUUUGGGUCAGAACAAUAUCUUCCACCAUGUCCAAAUAGUGAAUGUAAUGACAAUUGUGUAUUUAGUGAUUGGUUAAUUUCAGUUAUUUGUACUGUUGGGGUAUUUUUUAUUGAUUUAUUAUUUAUUGGAACAACAUGGUUGAUCUGCAGAAGACGAUGUGAAGAUAGUUAA